Branchiostoma floridae (Florida lancelet) is the source of this 11741-nucleotide messenger RNA. RefSeq lists its product as uncharacterized. The coding region runs from base 414 to 10568 and encodes 3384 amino acids. Lineage: Eukaryota; Metazoa; Chordata; Leptocardii; Amphioxiformes; Branchiostomatidae. The record is from RefSeq and is a predicted model, not a curated record. Gene Ontology annotation, molecular function: protein binding. The transcript is spliced from 67 exons.
ACGUAUGCCUUUAAUACCAGUCCGGUUGGUCUUGCUGAUCUCUGCAACAAGAUAUCCUUCUUAGAUCUCCAGUCUUUGUGAAUAGCAAAACGGAUAUGAUUUCGUGGGUGGGGAAAAGCAAAUAUAUCAAUAACUGUUGGCUUGAAAGAACUACGUUUUGGGUACGGAGAAGGGAGAGGGCUUUGUUCACCGCACACCGAAUGCCCUUCGCUCGGGCUGUCCCUAACACAGGCCCGUGGCUUGUCCGGAACGUACGGUGCAACGGCGAUCUUGAACGCGAUUUUGCAUGGCUAAAGCUUUGCAUGCAGACGUUGGUGGACUUGAAGACACAGAAUCCUGUACGUGUGUGUAAAUCUUGCGUCAUAUUCAACGUUACUUGCAGAAGUUGAACAGAGCCGAAGCUGGUUCCUACCAUGGGUCCUGGAGUACUGCUGAAACUCUGCUGUCUGGUGAUGCUUCUGACAGCAGAGUUACCGACCCAGGUCACAGCCAACACGUUCUGUACAGUUGACCAAGCCAACGCCUGGAGGACAUUACAGCUUGCUAUGAUUAACAUAAAUUCCAUGUUAGGAAUAGUAACUGACCCAGAUGGGGAGAGGGCAAGAAUCAACGCAGAGGCGGAUGCCGCCGUGGCAGCUCUGGAAGCCGAGGCAGCCUUCUCCCAACAACCCAAUGUCUGUACCGGCGAGACAUCGUGUCCGUGCUCAGAGUCGUACUCAGAGCGCUACGAAACCAACUGCGGGAUAUUUGGAACUGGAUGGUCUUCCUGCACUGCGUACCGAACAUCGUACAGGGAAACUACCUGCCCUAAAACAACGUACUUCUGCUGUAGUGGCUACGAGUACUCAAAUGGCGAAUGUGUUCGAAUCUGCACUGACCCGCUGUGUAACUCUCACCUGUGUCGGAAUGACCAAUGCCCUGUCUGCGUUUACGACUAUGGAACUUACGAUGGAAAACCGGCCAGGGCUUACGACGUGUCUGGAAUGAACUGCCAAAAACGCUGCUCCUGGAGAUCUGACAGUAACUUGUGUUUCCCUGGGAUGUGUGGAUUGGUCGGGAGCUGCCAGUGCACUUCUGGUUUCUCUGGCUCUUCAUGCACGACCAUUGGACAGCAACCAGAGUUUAUGCACUGGCUGGGGCUGCUACACGAUGACUCUGGUGGAGUGGCUGAUCUAGACCAGAACAAUAUGGACGUCUGGACCAACAAGGUUCCAACCAGAGUGCAGUUUCAGUGGGCCACAUCCUACACUCGGCCCAACCCCGCCUUCCAUUCCUACAUCAGGUCAUUCUUUGUUGGGCCCAUUGAGAGUACUGUGACUUGGCUGCACAAGAGAAACUCAGCGGUUUUUACCAGCGGUUCAGUGCCCUGUGAUGUCGCUCUCAGCAAGGCCAGCCCUCCACUGGACUCUGCCCUAACAUGUGACAACGACCAAACAUGGUCCUCCACUGUGGUCCAUGGUGACGAGAUUGAAGUUGAAUUCAGGGCCAAAGUAGGUGGUGGGUUCACCUACUAUGACUUUGACACCAGGCAGACCCACACCCGGUGGUUCACUGAUGGACCAUAUGCAAGGGUAGCCACUGGAGCAAAGUGGAAAUAUGACUCCACCACACCACUUCACUCUGGGACUUUCCAGGCAAUGUUAGAUGUUGGAGACCCCUUCACAAAACAGAGUCCCACAGCGAGGUGGAGUGGAUGGGGUGAUACUGGGUCUGGUAUACAGAACUAUCACGUGGAGGUUUACCGCAUGGACCACACUCAAGGGGAUACACUAAGGGAAAGUUUCACUGCCAUGUAUGAAGCGAGCCUGGAACCUUCCGUAAGUGAGUACGCUAUCGACAUGUCGGGUCAGGACCCUGGCGUGUUCUCAGCGGUUCUCAUCGUUGAAGACGCCUCCGGUGGGAACGAAGUUGGAAACCUGAAGCGGGCCCGUAGAUUCUUCAUCUUUGAUGACACCUCAGACAUCACUGUUGAUGAAGAGACUGACUUGGCAGAAGUAGGAGAUAUGUGGCUUUCAUCUGCUUUGGAGGCAACAGACUAUGUGUGGCAGGACAAUCUUGAAGAGGAAGUUUUCCUUCAAUACCGAGAGCACUUCAUCCAGCAUACCCACCACAAUGGCAAGUUCCUGAACGCUAUCCGUGAGUUUCCACAGCUGGACGAAUCAUACGAUGAUGUGGACACUACUGAAAGGUCUCGUCAGCCUAUUGUCAAUGAGCUGGGUAUUGUGAAGUUUGAGUCUUCAGUCCAUGUGGACCAUGCUGGAGGAACCACCAAAGAGCCUGGGACUUGGACAGAUGUGGACGAUCUACAUGCAGGAACACAGACGUUUACAGUUCCUAGGGAGGACGGUGACACUGUGACAGUCUACAUCAGAGCAACUGACAUCGUUGGAAACCAGCAGACCGACGAUGUAACCAUCCACAUCGACAGCUCUCCUCCAAUCAUCGAAGACUUCUGGCUGGAGAAGAACGGCUUGGAGGGCAUAACUGUCCACAAUGCCAGAGAACUUUAUGACUGCCUGGUGAAGUUCACAACAUACGACAUCCACAGCGGCCUGUACACAAUUUCCUGGCGGCUGGUGGACAUGGUGGAUGAGUCCAUUGUCCAUGGACAGGGCGACUUGGCUGUCCAGGUUGAGGAGGAAGCGUCCUGUGGAGCAGACAACUGUCAAUGUACCCCCAUGACACCCUGCUACAUCACCAAGUAUGAGAUAGUGCCAGACGCAUCCAAGAUGGACAUCCCACUCGGGGAGCACGACAGCGACUACUACUUCUACGUCACCGUCACAAACCGUGCUCGACUGGUCACCACCGAACGGCUACAGAUAACCAUUGACAUCAGCCCUCCAGAACCAGGCCACGUCACCGACAACUAUGCUGGCCAAACUGAUAUGGACUUCCAGAGUGAUCCCAACAUGCACUUCAGCUGGGAAGGUUUCUUCGACCACGAAAGCGGCGUCAGGAGCUACCAAGUGUUCUUUGAUACUCGAUGUGGGACAGCGAGCGACUUUGGCUUGCCGGUACCUGACACGGCAACAGAAAAGACGACCACCGAGCUACAACACAGCUUCACAGCUUCCUCCCCCGGCACGUACCACUGCACCGUGGUCGCCUUCAACCGUGCCCUGUCUGCCUCCGAACCGGUGUGUUCUGACGGAAUCCUGUACGACACGUCUCCGCCGUCCAUAACCAACAUCGUCAUAGAGAACGUCCGUGCAAGGACGGGAGCUUUCAAGGACAGUGGAGGCAAUGUUUGGAUGAUGGACAGCCAACUGAGGAAAGUUGCUGUUGACAGCCCAUCUUCUUCUUGCAGGUCCUCAGCCUUGCAGGUCACUGACCCCAACAUAUUCCCUGACCGCCCGGUUGUCGAUGUGAACGCUGACCAAUACGAUGAUCCAGAAACAGUCAGGCUGGCAACAUCAGCGGCCUGCGAAUCAGAUGGCACUCUGGCAACCCCUUUCUUUGUCACUGCAGACAAGCAUUUGGUUGUUUACUGGAACGGUUCUGACGGUGAGAGUCAGAUAAACGACUACCAGGUCGGCCUGAGUUCUACUGAAUCUGGUGCCUCCAGUCCAGACAUCAUGCCUCUCACCUCAACUCAUGGGCACACCGUCUUCAAGACUAGACAUUCUGGUCUAGGUGAGGGACAAGAAUUCUAUUUGGGCAUAACAGCAACAAACAAGGCAGGCUUGUCCACAACAAUGACCAUAGGCCCAAUUGUUGUUGAUGCAAGACCCCCGACUUUCUCUGGACAAGUGACAGUGUCUGUGGAGGAUGGUUACAUGGUGGGAAGAUGGCCAGUCAAUGGGUUUUCAGAUGAUGAGGACACGUCUGGGAUCACAUAUGAAUAUGCCAUUGGGCAUGAGGCUGGAAAAGAAAAUGUCGCUGGUUACACAGCCAUAAGUAGUGAGGGACCAUGUGGGGGUGCUUCUGGCUGUACAGCUGUUCACAGGGACAACCUACAGUGGGGACUGCACGGUACACACACAUACUACAUGUCCAUCAAGGCCACAGACACUGCCGGACUGACCACUGUGGCCACGUCCUCUCCGUACGUCCAUUACGAGGGUGAGCCGACUGCUGGUGUGGUAGAGGACAUCAACCCUGACCCACAGGCUCCUGUUUACGACUAUCUUCAGCCGGCUGACGCAGACUUCCAGACGACUACCACGACGCUGUCGGCCCGCUGGUCCGGCUUCCUACACGAACAUCAGGACAUCUCGUACCAGGUGGGGGCCGGGACGUCACCAGGUGCCACGGAUGUGGUCGGCUUUACUUCUGUGGGACAGAACACGGAGUGGAGCAGGGAUGGACUGAGCCUUACGUCCUUCCAGACCUAUUACAUCACCGUGAAGGCCAGUAACAGCAUCGGAGACACAACUGUCACCUCAGAUGGAUUAACGGUUCUACAAGAUGGAGACGCUCUUCAGGGGGCAGAGGUCAUCGACGGACUGGAAUGUUCUGGUCAACAUGAUGAGCUGCAUCAGAUACAGACCAUCCGCUCUGCCUGCUAUGACACAUCGCCAUCGAUCUACCAGACGUCAAAGACAGCAGUGGCUGCCCAUUGGUCCAUCCCACCUGCCAAUCUUGCCCAUGUGACCAAUGUCCAAUGGUCCAUCGUGCAGGAGGUAGAGGGGGAGGAGACUGUGGUACAGGACUAUGUGAACCUGGGCAUGGCGACACACGGGAUGGCUGUGAACCUGUAUCUCCUACCUGACAUCACCUAUAAGUCCAAGGUCUUGUUCUGUCACCAGGCUGGCUGUUUUGCUCCAGUCUACAGUUCAGGAUUCCUGGUGGCUCCUGACCCACCACUUCCCGGAACACUUCACGUCACCAGUCCGUACCCAGACUCGGGCACCAGGAGCGCUGACGUCAUCUUUGACAAGUUCAGUGACCUGUACUACCCUACUGAUGACGUCAUGAACUUCUAUGACUGGGCCGUCGCAGAUGACUCGGAGAAUGGAAAAUUACUGACUGACUGGGCAACAGUUGUGCCUACAUCUUCUGAUGAAACAACAAUUUCCUUCUCUGUUGAUGGACUGCCACGUGAUCUGACCAAGUGUCUGAGUCUGGUUGUGAGAGGACACGCCCACACGGGGCUGUCGGCAUCUGUGUCCACGGAGAUUGUACAAUGUGAACAAACUGACACCAACAGAGGACUGAACUACUCAACAGUCAUAGACACUCGCCCUAACAUCACACUGGAGCUGAAUACAGACUGGACCGAGUAUGACAUCGACUACACAAGCGAGACAACAAUGCUGUCUGCCGUGUGGCCGACGUUACGUCACCGGAAGUACGAGUGGGCUGUCCUGGAGGAUAAAUCAGGGUCCAGUCUAUCCGCCAUGGCCGGACACCACCUCAGCGUUCCCAACCCAUGUGACCACCAGGAUAUGAUAGUGUGCGGCCGAACCACCAGUGAAUAUGUGAAUGCAAAUGGUCUGAGCCUAGAACAUAACAAGCGGUACAUCGUGUGCAUCCAUGCUGCGGAGACGUCCAUAACGUACGAGAAGUGGGUGGAGACCCUUCCAGAGACGGCCGUCUGUAGCAGCGGGGUGACGGUAGACGUGACUCCGCCCAGCGCAGAUGCUGCCGACGUCUGGAUUGGCUCUAAUGACAAAUCUAAUUACCAGGUGUCAACGACUGAAAUGUUCAUUCAAUGGGAUGAGUUUGUGGAUGUAGAAGAACAUCAUGCGUCUAUGCAUCACUCUGGGAUUGAGCACUACGAGUAUGCAAUUGGUACGAUUGCCGGUGGGUCGGACAUCCAGAGCUGGACAGAUGUGGGUGUGACAGACCACGUCACUCUGCAUGGACUUAGGCUACAACAUGGCUGGUCAUACUACGCAACAGUCAAAGCUGUGGACUUUGUUGGACUUUCGACAACCAAAGGUUCCCAGAGAGUGACAGUUGACACCACGCCACCACAGAAAUCCGACACACACAUCAAUGUUGGAGGCAGUUUUCACCUCAGCUCAUCAUCUGUGUCAGCAAGCUGGGAGGGUGUGUUCUACGACACAGAGAGUGGAGUUUCGUUCUUUGAGUGGGCGGUCGGCUCCAGGGCUGGUCAUGCCGACAUCUACCCCUUCACUAGGGUGGAGGAGACGGAGGCUGAGACAGAUGAGAACAGUCCUCUUCAGCUUCAUGAAGGGCACGAAUACUAUGUCUCCAUCAAGGCUUAUAACGGAGCCGGCCUGAUGACCAUGGCGACUUCCUGGGCCGUGGUUGUUGAGACGUCCGCACCUGAGCCUGGGAACGUGUACGACGGACCCACUGGCGUCACCGUGAACGACAUAGACUAUCAAGAUUACGUCACCGCCAUCCAUGCCCACUGGGACGGUUUUUACGACCCCCAUUCUGCUAUUGUGAGCUACACGUGGAGCGUCGGGGUGUGUGCUGGGUGUAGCGACAUUCUUGCUCCACAAAACGUUGGGCUUCUUCAAGCUGCAAGUGUGGACGCCCUUCAGCUGACCCCAGGAGAGACGUACUACGUGACGGUGACGGCGUGUAACGCUGCCGACCUCUGCACCACGGUGUCGUCUGACGGAGUUAUCCCUGACGACUCCCCGCCUGUGGCUGGGAGAGUCCUGGAUGGCGCCCAGGGAGAGGAGGCCUCAUUCCAGGCAUCCACGAGCAGUCUAGCUGCCCACUGGUAUGGGUUCAACGACCCCCACUCUGGGCUGUCCCACUAUGAGUGGCGCGCUGGUACCACACCGGGUGGACAUGACAUCGUGGGAGUGACACAGCUCCACCUGACGAAUGUAGCUGUAAAGACAGGGCUCUCCCUCCCUGUCAACACCAUGAUCUACAUUACUGUGAUGGCCUACAACCAUGUGGGGAUGGCUGUGGAGACCACAUCUAAUGGAUUCCGGGUAGACACAUCUGCUCCGACAGUGACGACAGCCGUGCACUUUGACCACACCCAUGGUUCCCUUGUGAGCGGAACACAGACAUGGCGGUCUGCUGUGAAGAUAAGAUGGCGGUUUGACGACAGCGAGAGUCUGGUGGUGGAUCAGCACGUCUCGCUGUCCAACCAUCACGGGGCGGAGGUCGCCAACAUAAAGCUCAAUGGCACUGUGUAUGAGUACACAUUCACCGAGCUCGCACUGGAUGAUGGGAACAACUACGUUGCCAAGGUGAUCGGAUGUAACAACGCGAAGCUCUGCACAGAAACACAGACUGGAUCUCUCUUGGUGGACUCUUCCAAGCCAUUGACCGGUCACUUCGCUAUCAACACCACCCACGCUGCCAGGCUGACCAGGCACAGGGACAGCUGGAUGACGUACGACAACAGCGGAACUCCGACCUUGAAGCUAGCCUGGCUCGGCUUUAGUGACUACCACUCUGGGAUAGACAGACUCAUGGUGGCUGUCGGGAGUGGCUUCUACGGAAGGGACAAGACUCUGAAUGGUGCACCCCAGGUUCUGGCUCAUGGUAGUCAAGUUGGAGACCAGGAGAAUGACGAAGGUUACGUCUACACAGGAAGUGUUCAACUGUCAAGUUCUGUGUCUGACUACAGCACGCUGUACAUCUCUCUAUGGGCCAUCAAUGGGGUUGGGUUGGCGAGUACCGUGCUCCACUCAGCUUUCCAGGCGGUUCCUGCCUCUGGUUCCACCGGGAGUUUGAGGCUGGUGCGCCGCUGUGACGCUCACUCCUGCUACGGACACUGCAUCUGUGCACCCUUCAACCAGAACUGUGCACGGCCAAGUGGCAACACCUGCACACAACUGGACAGCUCUGACAAAAGCUACUCCAGAAUCGAAGUUUACGACAAAACGGACUACAGUCUCCUGACCAAUGGGGACACGUCUGACGCCUCCUACACCUACUCCACAUGCGCACUGGCGGCCACCUGGAGGGAGGCUACAAUAGGGUCUGCCGGGAGACCUUACAGAUAUGAGUGGAGCGCUGGAAUCAGUGGACAAACUGUUGGCUCAGGGCUGUUUGAUCUUGUCUACGACCGUGUCUGGUACGAUGUAGGUCUGGAGACCAGCGCUGUUCUCACCCUUCCUGUGGGAACUUCCCUGGAGCCUGGUGUUACCUAUGUGUUCUAUGUGAGGGCCUGGUACACAGACAACAUCUACAGAGAGUUUCAGUCCAACGGUGUCAGGGCUGACCAAACUCCACCAAAGAGGUCAGGUUCAAGAAAGAUCAAAGACCUGACUUCCACCUCAGAACAACAUGAUGUGGAGUACAUGGCCCAGACAGACAGCCUGAGUGCCAGCUGGGAGUAUGUUUUCCUUGAUGCCAUCAAUAGUGGGAACGACUAUCAUUUGGAGCACUUCGAGCUGGCCCUGGGUACCUACCCUGGAGGAGAAGACGUGAAGAGGUUUGCCGACAACGUUGUCUCAGGGACUGCCACGUCCCACACUUUCACGGGCCUGUCUCUGCAGUCAGGCAAGACGUACUACACCUCGGUACGGGCGUAUAACCAUGCCGGACUCCACGGCACCUUCCACACUGAUGGGGUCAUGGUGGACACUGUAGCACCCACAGCAGGAGUGGUCUUUGAUGGGCAAGGUCCUGGCGAUGAGACCUACACGUCCAGUACAACCAUUGUGUCCGCAUUUUGGCACGGGUUCAACGACCUGGACUCGGGCAUAGACAAACACUUCUGGUGCGUCGGGGAGACCUCUGACCCGUCUGAGUGCAGCGUCAUGGACUGGACAGACACUGGGCUGGUGCAGGAGCGAACAGUCACACUUUCAAAGAGUCUGACCAGUGGGCAACGUUACUUCAACAAAGUGAAGGGUCAGGACGCUGCAGGUCACCAGUCACCAGUCGCAGUGUCUGAUGGGUUCCUUGUGGACACCUCCCCUCCCAUACCAGAGGCCAACCUACAGAUAGGGGACAACCUGCUCAUCAAUCCUUCAUUUGAGGACACUGUAGCCGGUGGAGCAGGUUGGGUACUGGAAGGCGACUCCGUGGUCCAGCAGAUCUCCUCCUUACCUACUGAUGACUUCCAGACGAAGCACGGACGUUCUCAUCUCCUUCUUCAUGGCAGCAUGUCUCAGACUUUCACCACUGUGGCAGGCCAAGAAUACCGCAUCAGCUUUUUUGCCAACCAAGACCUGACAACGGACGUCCCCCGCCUGACCCAGGAGGGUUUGCUGACAGCGCCGGGUCUUCAUCAGGUCUUCAAACUGCGGAACAGACAGGUGUCAACUGUCGACACCACCUCUACAGAGCAGUGGGACACCUGGCAAAAACAGAUCUUCUACUUCACUGCUGUUGGCACCGGCUCAACUGUCACCGUCCAGUCUGUGGGUACGAAGGCUGGGAUUUCGCUGGAUAACUUUAUGGUGGAACCAGUGACCUAUGCCACCACCCAGUUCAACUCCACAGCCGUCUAUUAUGGUUUCAUCGACCUGACUGCCCAGACCCUGUCAGACUGGGGGUCGGUGUCGGCCAAGUGGAGCAUGGUGGAUCCAGAGUCUCCUAUUGUGGACUACUCCUGGGCAAUUGGAACAGCCAGAGGUGGAACACAGCUACAGCCCUUCAGAGCUAUUGGAGUCCAGGAAAGCGCACAGAACAGCGGGCUUUUCCUGCAUCACGGUUCCUACGUACAUGUGACUGUCAUGGCAACCAAUGCAGCAGGGCUGUCUGCAGUGCUAUAUUCAGAGCCUGCUCUGGUUGACCUGACUCCACCGGUGAUGGGGACGGUACUGGAUGGAAACACCGAUGACGUGGACGUGGAAUACCAGAACAGUGACAUCAUCUGUGCCAGCUGGUCUGACGUUAACGAUGGAGAGAGUGGCAUCAACUACUGUGAAUGGGCACUAGGUACAACUCCACACCUGGCCAACCUGAUGAGGUUCACCACAAGCUACAUCGUGGAUGGAGUGGGAGCCUGUAUUGACUCAUCUGGGUUCAUCGCUCAUGGAACAAAGAUUUAUGUCAUUGUGCGCUGUCAUAACCACGCGGGACAGUCUGCCACAGCCAGCUCAGACGGAGUGGUCCUGACCUCUGUGCCCCCCAGUAUUGAGCACGCCUAUGUCACGGUUGUGAUCGAGCCCGUGACUCAGUACGCACCCAGGAACCACUACCAGUACUCCCCGGACAAGCUGCACAUCGCGUGGGGAGGAUUCGAGGACCCGUCCGGGAUCUAUUACUUCGAGUACAUGGUCGAGGGUCCAGACUUCACCUUAGCUUGGCAGGAGAUGCCCUGGACAGGAGAGCACACGGCGACCCUGACUGACCUGCAGCUCAUUCCCGGGGACACCUACAUCGUCAGUGUCCGGUCUGUGAACUUCCUGGGGAUGCAGAGUGACUCUGUCUCCACGGAGGUCAACAUCGCACAUCACGGGAGGCCUUUGGUCAAUGGUGGACUCAAGUUGUCUUGGGUGAACUCAGACACACUGAUGAUCAACUGGGCUGGUGUGUUCAAUGCCGACUACUUCGAGGUGUCGGUGGGACUGGUGGAAGGUGGCAGUAAGGCUGGACUCUGGUAUGAGACCAAAUAUACCAACAUGACUGUUUCCAGUCUGGAUCAGACAAAGGAGUACCACGUGGCUGUCAACGCCAUCAACAGUGCUGGGAUGUACAGCACUGUCACUGGGAUGAUGACUUCCUAAGUGAAGAAGACACAACUUUUGUUAAGACCUUGCUUAAGAUAUUUUUGAUAUGAAGGCUUUUAACUACAGUCAAAACUGCCCAAGAAGACCACUUAGGGGACUACUAAAAAAUCCUUGUGGAAAAUCAUAGCUUGUCUGCCUGUACAGUACCAGAAUCUUGUAAUUUAAUAAAUUUACAAUUUUGGAGGAUCGAAACACUGUAUACGGCCUUUAUCAACAAGGUUGAGUUCAAGAUACAUGUGCCAGUAGGAAAAAACUAUCAAAGGGACCGCGAAAUAGUGGCCACAUUGACCAGGUGGUCCUUAUGUACAUGUAGUUGAGGUCAGUUCUCCAGGUUUGACUGUAUAUUAAUGGACAGGUGGUUCUUAUGAAGAGGUUGUCACUAGCACAGGCCUGACUGUAAGCAAUGACAAAGUGGUCCUUAUGUAGAGGUGGUCACUUGUACAGGUUUGACUGUAUACAAAGUGUGGUUUUAUUGUUUUGCUUCUAAUGGUGUGAAUCAGAUUCAAAACUGUGGAUUUUUCAUACAUUGUGAUGCCAACUCUGUUUGAAUUGCCUCUAAACCCAGUGCAUUUAGAACGUUGCCCGUUAUACAUCCUCUACUCAACAAUAUGCCAGUACGCUUUAACCACCAGUCUACUAAGGUAGCCCUUUGGCACUACAUAAAGUUUGUAUUUGGUUACCAGGUUAGGCUGUAGUAGGCUGUAGGGACAACGUUAAAUAUCGAAGAGGUUGCCUUGCUUUUCUUCAAAUUACUUCAACAAUAAAAAAACAUGUGUGGCAUUUCAAACAGCGUGUGGGUAACGUUAUAUGAUUUGAUCAAUUUUCUGAUCAUAUCUUGUAGUGCUGUGUUAGAAAGAUAAUGGAAUCAUUUGUGGCCUGCAAACUAUUCUUGAAGAAUUUUUUUUUAAAGCUGAGAUGGAGUUAAACUAUCUCAAAAGACACUGAAAGCAUCCAUGGUAGGGGUGAGAACAAGUUUCCUAUCAAUACAGGUAUGUGUUGUAUCUUUUACAACGGUGUCCAUCUCAUUGAGUGAUUCUCACUAAGUUCCAUCUAGAUCUAGGAGAUUGCUAUUUGUCAUCCCUGAACAAAUGUGAUAAAUGAACAUCUUGAUCACAACUGUAACUAUUUGAGUAUUGUUGAAGAAACAAAUAAAUCAAGUGUGUGAGUGCA